Podarcis lilfordi (Lilford's wall lizard) is the source of this 12840-nucleotide messenger RNA. NCBI's taxonomy places the organism in Eukaryota, Metazoa, Chordata, Lepidosauria, Squamata, Lacertidae. The record is from the annotation of a GenBank genome assembly.
CUUCCUCCCUGCCUUCCCUUCCCCCGUUUUGUUUUGUGCGGCGACUCCGGGAGCGUGACGGAGGAGGCGCUCAGAGCAGCGCUUAUGCAACCGGCUGACCUACUAACACACAUUCGCCGGGCGAAGGAAGGAGGGCGGCGGCGGCGGCGCUGGGCGAGGAGGCAGGCGCUUGGCGGGGCGAGAGGAGCGCGACGGAUCCCUGGACGCGGCCGCUUCUUCCCAAAGAGGUACCGGGGCUCGGGGCGCGUCUGCGAUUGCGGGAUCCGGGGCGCGGAGCUCCCGCCCCUCCCCCGGCCAGGGCGGCGGCGGCGGCGGCGGCUCCUGGGUCUCUGCUCGCCGGGCAGAGAGAGAGAGAGAGAGUCGCGGCGGGUGCAUGUGCGUGCGCGCUUUGUUUGUGGGAACGGUGUCUUGCGUGCAGCGAGCAUGUGCAGCUUUGUUUUGGGGGCUGCGUUUUUGUGCGUAUGUGCCCAGCAGCCCGCCCGCUCCCUGCUCAAAGCAAAGCAAAGCAAAAGCUCGCGGGGACGCACAAUGCAGCCGGAGAAGUUCUCCUGCACAGCCACUCGCGUUCUUGGUGUGAAGUGGAGCCGCGCGCGGGGCCGGGGGCGGCGCGGGGAAGAUCCGCUUGCGCGCAACUCCCCCGGCGGGUCUGUGCGCACACGCGCGCCCCGGCUCGCGCGCGCAACAACACUAGCAAGCCUGCGAGUGGGCCUCCACUCCUGCCCAGCCUGACCUACUUUUUGGGGGGGUGGGGAAGGGCGUGAGGGUUUUGUGUGUCUGUGCGAGGCAGCCAAGAACCCUUUGACAUGAAAGAAAUGAGAUUGGGGAAAGCUUGCUUUCGGGAGAAGAUCGGUUUAUCACCAGAGCCGGGAAGACGUCGUGGUGUGUUUUUGCUUGUUGCUGCUGUUCCAGUAAAAUAAUUUGGGCAUUCUGAUGCACACGGGUUAAACUUGCACGGGUUUGUUUGCAGCUGAGCUUCCCGCCUCAGAAUAUAGCGGAGUGCCUCUGAGCAUGUGCAGGGUCGCUGUGCCACACUGUUGAGGAAGCAUAGAGCAAUGCAUGGCACCCGCGUGAAAGUGGGAGGGAAGAAGCUGGGUAAGGCGUGUCUAGCUGAAGAGAGUCACUUCCAAACAAGCUAGCGCGCUCUCUUUCUCUCUCCAAAUGAAGUCCUCUACCUGACCACAGGAAUGUGGGUAAGGAAGUGUGUAAUCUGGCGACUGGUUAACGCAGUACGGUCAAUUUCUCUCCCGAACCCCCCCUCCAGUAUUUAAACUUGCCACUUGCACAACUCCAUACCCACACAAACAAAACCUUGCACCCUCUGUUCUGCAGGGGUUGGGCAGAAAGAAGGUUGGUUGACUGACCCCCUGGCCAAAUGAUGGGGCAGCAGCUUGUGCUUGUUACAGAGAUUCUUGCCAAGAAUAAGGAACUAGGUGAUCUAGAAGUGCGCUCCUUAUCUCGUAACACAGAUCACUUAUGGCUUAACUGCAAGGUGAUAUUGAGCAUGCUCUCAUGCUUUCUAAACUUAAAAAUACAAAAGUGGACUCCAGGGAUUUUAGUUAAAGAGAGAAAACCACACAGGGCUCUUCUUUGUCGUCUAUGUACAGUAUACUCUGCUAAAAUUAAAUUUCUGCAUCAAGGUAAAUCUAGAUUCUGUACUGGGGGAAUGCAGUAUCCUGGAGGAUUGUUGAAAGUACCGUAUUUUUUGCUCUAUAAGACUCACUUUUUCCCUCCUAAAAAGUAAGGGGAAAUGUGUGUGUGUCUUAUGGAGCGAAUGCAGGCUGCGCAGCUAUCCCAGAAGCCAGAACAGCAAGAGGGAUUGCUGCUUUCACUGCACAGCGAUCCCUCUUGCUGUUCUGGCUUCUGAGAUUCAGAAUAUUUUUUUCUUGUUUUCCUCCUCCAAAAACUAGGUGCGUCUUGUGGUCUGGUGCGUCUUAUAGAGCGAAAAAUACAGUACGUAACUCAAGUAAACCUCUAACAUCCUGGAUGGAUGCUGAAUUUCCAUCCCUGCUAUACAUCUUGCCUAGCUCAGACUCAUAUUCAGGACUAAAUAGUGUUCAAAAGGCAGCGUAUCAGCUUUUGAGUUACACAACAUGUUGCUUAGUCUAGAUGGUGAUUUCCCUUCCUUUCAAAAAGAGGGAAGAAUAUGUUUCUGUUCAUCUUCUCCACAAGUAGAAGUAUUAUUUCCUUUUAAAACACUUUCUUAACUAUCCAGUCACAGGAAGAGUUGUGUGUAACUCAAAAGCUCACACGUUGCAUUAGAAGCACUGAUUGUGUAAUGGACAGUAUUUCUCUGAUUGUGAUCUUUGCUCUGCCAGGCUGAGAGGGUCAGCUGAUCUUAAAGUACAGCAAAUUACUAUUAAGAAUGCACUUGCAAUCCUCUUCCCACACAAAGAUAAACACACCGCCUGCAGAUGUGUGUUCAUGUGCAUUCACAAGUACAAAUGGAUAAAUAUAUUUAAGGGUUUGAGAUGGGAGUUUGUGGAUAGCAAUCUGUGACAAAAUCACCCUAUUUACCCCAUCCUAAUUAAUAGCUAUCACCUAGAUCCAUGCUAACCUUCACUGCUGUAGCUUAUCACCCCCUCCUUUCUUUUAAAGCAUGCACUGAAAGUUUAUAAAAAGCCCAUAGCCAUCCUGAUUUCAUAGAAACACAGAAUUGUAGAGUUGGGAGGGAUCCAGCGGAUCACCUAAUUCCGUUCCCAGCCAUGCAAUAAUUUUGAGCAUGGCAAUAUUUGUGGUGUCCCUCCAAAGCGCUCAGGACACCCCCACCACAACCAACUUGUAAGGUAGGCCGAGUGCGCAUCUGGCCUGAGAUCACUCUGUGAGUAGGACUUGACCGAGGUCUUGGCAACCUGCGUCUGCCACUGUCCUGCCGAGGGCUCUCCAAUCCAGGUCAAGUGAAACCUUGAUCACAUAACCUGGGUGGAGUUGGCUGGCUAGUUAGAGUUGGUAAGAAGCGCUCAGGGCUGCUGAGUGGAACCUCUGAUUCUCUGGGUGGAGUCACAGUGCAAACAGCAUCAGUUGUGUAUGUUGCAUUUGCAGGAUAUACUUGCUUCCUUUCUUGUGCUUUGAGGGAUUGACAAAGGAAUCGGAGAGGUAUUUGGGCUGUCAAACCACUAGAUUUACCCAUCUCCCUGCAACACACUGAGCACUGAACAGACUUCUUCAGUCUCUUGUUUCCCGUCUCUGACCACUAGUCACCACUCCCCUCCCAGAACUCAGACUCGGAGCAAAGCAUUCCUGCUCCCAUCCUCCUUUACCACACCCUGUGCUGCCCCCCCCCCCCCCCGUGCCCUAAACAUCAAGGCAUCGGUUGGUUUCCAGAGCCAAACGCAAUUACAGGCAUCCUGAGUCAUUUCAACAGCUAUGCAAAACUUGUAACCCCAGUCGUGGCCAAGAGCUUAGGCUCCUGGGAGGAGAUCAGUAUGUUCCUUAGCAAUGGAAACUCUGGACAAAGUCUAAGCAAGAGAGAGAGAGAGUGUACGUACGUGCUGUUGUGUAGCACGGAAUGGCUUGCUUGCUGCCACAUGCAAAGCCUCGCCCCAGAGUUGAGCAAUCUUUGCUUUAGAAAGCCUUUCUGCACCCUUGAGGAGGCUCAGCAGGCCAAACACUCGCAUUCAGAGCAGCAAGGGGGAGGCGUCCGGAGGGAGGUGGGGAUGGCAAAGUCAGUUGUGAAAUCGGAGAGGUUGCUGGCCAGUCAGCCACAGAGCAGAGCUUAGCUCUUGAGGUUGCCCGUAGGAAGAGUUGCUGUUUCACUGACCCCUGCUUCUGUACAUCUAACAGCAGCUUGAGCUCCAGACACCAGUAAGUGAUAAAUCACUGCUUGGUGUGGACAGAGCUUUGCCUGCGUAUGUUUACAGAGCAAAACUCAUUUUAAAAAGCUCAGAAGCUUGUCCAGGCUGCCUUUAUUUGCCCCCUGCUUAUUGGGCAACCCACACCUUCUCCUGCACGGGCUGGAGCUGGUGACAGUUGUGGCCCAUCACUUCAGGAGAGCCCCAGUUGGGCAAGGCCUGGUUGCUGCUGGGGCGGCUUGUGUCUGACUCUGCGGCCAUUUGCAGGGUGCACCUGCUGCUGAGCGAGCCACCUCUUGCGACAGUCUCUUGCCCUUUGGGGUUCCGCUGUAGGGAACCUCAAAGCGUGUCUUGACCUACUUAGCCCUAACCACUACCUUUAUUUGUUAAUCAUAUUUGCAUUGCACAUUUCAGAGGCCCAGAGUGAUGUUUGUGUGGUGUGUGUGUAUGUCCUCUUUUAACUCACCAUGAUCUGAUGAAGGCCACUCAACGCCUGGAGGGCAGUGUGAAUCCAUGCUCUCCAGGCCAUGCUCAGUACUUGAUCCGUUUGGUGUCUGGGGUGGAAAUUAAUCUUGGCCUAGGAGUGCCACUAGGGUUGCCAUACUUCCGGAAUUUUCUGGACAUAGCCAGUAUUCGGCAUCUGAGGAGCGAAAAUCGCUGAAAUAUCCAUGAAAAUCUGGAUGCAUGGCAGCCCAUGUCUCUUUUUUGUUGAGAUCAACAACUUUGGCCAAAAAAAAGCUCAGCAACUUUUGUGCUCAGACUUUCACUUUUUUAAAUAUGGCAACCCUAAGGACAACCUUCUUCACAAGCCUACUCUUUAGCCUGUUUUUCCACCUGCUUUAUUUCUAUGUGUCAGGCUAGCUAAUGGAUCUGUGGGUUAAACCACAGAGCCUAGGACUUGCCGAUCAGAAGGUCGGCGGUUCGAAUCCCCGCGAUUGGGUGAGCUCCUGUUGCUCGGUCCCAGCUCCUGCCAACCUAGCAGUUUGAAAGCACGUCAAAGUGCAAGUAGAUAAAUAGGUACCGCUCCGGCGGGAAGGUAAACAGCGUUUCUGUGUGCUGCUCUGGUUCGCCAGAAGCGGCUUAGUCAUGCUGGCCACAUGACCCGGAAGCUGUAUGCCGGCUCCCUCGGCCAAUAAAGCGAGAUGAGCGCCGCAACCCCAGAGUCGGCCACAACUGGACCCUUUACCUUUACCUAGCUAAGACCCCAGAGCUCUCCCUCCACCGGCCAAAAGUGAAACCCGUAGCUUGAUCUUUUCCUGACACCCCCCUCCCUUGUUGAUGUUAAAUAGUGAGAUUUUCUGCUUUACAAUAUUGUCAUCUCCCCCACCCCACUGCACCGUCCCCGCAGCCCCAUAUUGUGUGAUUGCCGCCUUUGUCUCUGUGCGUUUAACACACUGCCAGAUGGGCAAAACAUCAACAGGUACAUUUCCCCCUAUCGCUGUAUUUUAAGGUAUGGCUGCUAAAUUUCUGCCUGCCGUGCUGCUUACAUAAUGCCUCGGUGGGGUGUGUGUGUGGAGUGGCAAUCCUAGCAUGUGUGUUUAGAGAUUUGAUUAUGCAGAAUAUUGCCUAGUGAUGAGGAAGGGAAAGGGGAGGAGGAAGAAGAAUUACAGUGGCUCAUCUCCAACCCGGAGAGGAACAGAACAUUCCUGCUUGGAAAGCAGACACUGUCAUGUAAUGUUACAUCAUUAAGCGGUUGUGGGAAGCCCUGCAGGGAGGGAGCAGAGAGGAGGGGAUCUCAUUUUGGAAGCUGCUAGUCAUAGGGCUAAGCAAAGGGAAGAACCUGCAGAGCAAACAAUAUCAGUCACCUAAGGAAGAAGACUUGGGAAGGGUUAUCUGCCACGGGCAGUCCAAAGUUACUCGGGAAAUCUAUGACUGAAGACAAGAAUGGGGAAUGUUGCUCCUGCCCCGGCUUGUCCUGUUUUAUGGAGAUGAAGUAGGAAAACCUAAGCUGCUGAAUUUGUGUUGUGUUGUGCUGCUCUUACAGGCAGGGCGGUGAGGAAGUUGGUGACUGACAGCAGCUGUCAGAGCAGCUUCCCAUUCCCUCUGCUUACAAUUCCCCCUCUUUGUAUCUGCUAACUGAGGAUAAGCUUCAUGGUGGAAGAUGAAGGGCAGAUAAUUGCUCCUGAACCAGCCUUCUCAGGAAGGCAUAAAGUGGUGGCAAAAGGCCAUUAAGUAAUUAAUUCUAGGCCUUAAUUGACAUGAACAACAAGUAAAUCACCGGGCCCGGAUAGCAUCCAUCUGAGAGUUCCCCAGGAACCCAAAUAUGAAAUUGCUGGUCUUCCACCAAAAAUAGGUACCGUAUUUUUCGCCCUAUAGGACGCACCGUCCCAUAAGGCGCACCUAGGUUUUUUGGGGGGAAAUAAAGGGGAAAAAAUUAUUUCCCCCCCCAGCCCGAGCUUCCCCUGACCCCAGCCCCCAAACAGGCAGCUCUCUGCAAGCCGUGGGAGCCCAGCGCUGGCUCCCGCUGCUUGCAGAGAGGUCCGCGAAGCCUGGACGCGCUGAGCUCAGCGCGCGCAGGCUUCAGCAUGCAGGCACCUCUCCGCAAGCAGCGGGAGCGCAGCGCUGGGCUCCCGCUGCUUGCGGAGAGGUGUGCGAAGCCUGCAUUCGCCCCAUAGGACGCACACACAUUUCCCCUUCAUUUUUGGAGGGGAAAAAGUGUGUCCUAUGGGGCGAAAAAUACGGUAACUUGUCCAUAAUAUCAGCCUCCACGUUUUAGGAUUGGAAAGAGACCAAAGCAAUACCAAUAUUUUUUAAAGGGAUGGGGGUUCUGGCAAACUGCAGGCUGGCUAGUUUAACAUGUGUUCCAGGAAACUUGUGAACAACUAGGACUCAUCCAGGAAAGACAGUCAGACCGUCAUAUAUUCUGAAAGGCCUCAGCUCCUGUGGAUCACUAAGAUUUGGCAUCCCCUUCCCUUAAAUUUGGCAACGUAACGUUCUGUAAAUCUUAUCCACACUUUCACUGAAAUUGAAUCCUGUAACACUGAAUUUGGGAGGCUGCGUUCUAAGUGGUGUGCAAACUUGCUUACUUGUGUGUCUGCAUUGAUUACUGCUCCUUCUCUUCACGUUCUGCGUUUUGUCGUCUAGUAGAGAAGAAACAAGAGCCCUUUACUUCUCCUGUUCUGAUCCAGAAUAUUUUUCAUUGCAAGCACCCUCUUUCCCUCUGAGCUGGACCAUCUCAGUUCCUUAAGGCUCAACCUCUUAUCUGAAGGUUGCAACUUUUAGUAAGCUGGAAGCCAUUUCUCUCUAGCCUCAGAUACGUGUGACAUGACUUUGGCUAUUUGUGAGUGGCAAAGCACUCUGCCCAUGCUCAGAUGCACUUUCGAGUUAAUUUGCUUGUUUGUUUCUGAUCAUCUACUUUUUAUCCGUGUCAAAUGAAUCUGCAUUUAAAAGUUUUAUUUGGUUUUACUCCAGAAGUAUUCCAGCACAUCUCGCCAUAAGUCAAGGGCUCUGGCUGUGUAUCCAUCCUGGGAUAUGACCUCCUUUGCAGGCUGUAAGCCUCGCUGCCCCAGGGAGGUGACGCAGACUGGGAAGUAGGUCAUGCCUCUGUUCAUGCCCCAGCUCGCUGCAUCCUGGUUGCACACACCCAGCCCAUCCUGCUGGCAGCUCCACGUGCCACCAAGACAUGAGGCCGGAGCCCAUAGGCGGGUCAGGGUGUGGGGUUUGGGCUGUUUAGCUGGAAAAUUAUUUUCUUGACUUGACCCAGAAUGAGAAAUAAAUGCAUGGGUCAAGGAAAGAGUUGAAGGAGAAGAUGUGGCCCAGGAGCAACUAGGGUGAAGAAAGUAGUGCAGGAAGCUCAACAGAUUUCAGCACAAAACAGAAAUGUAGAGUUGGAAUGGACUCCAAGGGUUAUCUAGUAGAACCCUCUGCAGGAAUCCUUUUGCACAACGUGAGGUUCGAACCCAUAACCCUGAGAUUAAGAGUCUCAUACUCUACCAGCUGCACAUUAGCAUUCACAUCCUUUCAGCUGGAUAGUGUUUGUUUGUUUAAAGCAUUUUUGACCUGUUCUUUCAGCUGAAAAGGCCCCUAGAGUGACUUAACUACAAUCAGUAGCAAGACAGCCCCUGGCCUCAGGUUUAUAUUCCAAAAGACAUGGCACACAAGGAAAAAGGGAUGGGGAGGGAGGAGGGGGAAAACCAGCUCAGCCAGCCAGGUACAGUUAUUGCGCCAACCAGCUGGGAUGAAAACAGGCAAAAUAACAUCUGAAAACCCUGGCUCCAAACUCCCAUCAUUUAAGUGAACACGUCCCAAUUUAUAUAGUCACAUAGGAAGCUACCUUAUACAAAGUCAGACCGUUGUCUGCACUGUCUUGCAAAGGCCCUCCUGUGUUUCAGGCAGGGGUCUAAUAAUAAUAAUAAUAAUAAUAAUAAUAAUAAUAAUAGAAUUUAUAUACCACCCUAUACCUGGAGGUCUCAGGGCGGUUCACCGAAUCAAAUCAAAAUAUAAAACCAAAAAAUACAUAAUCAAAAUAAAAACAACAACCUAAUAACGCCCCCCAAAAACCCCCACCACAUUUUAAUUGGCAGGUAUAUAGUGCCUGCAGUACCAUUAGCAACAAGGCACACUGACACUCAUUUGGUCCGCAGUUGGGGUGGUAAGAUUUGGUGACGAGCUGCAUAGCAGAGUUUCAUAUCUGAUCGUCAAGGGAUCUUGCGGCUUUGGAUUGUGUCAUAUUUUCCAUUUAUUUUUGAAGGGAGGGGGAGAAUAAUAGAGAUCUGCUUUUUUUAAAAUACUCUUUUUAGCACAAAUUGCUUUUAUGAAAUAUGAAACACCCCCACUUAACGUUUCUCUCCCCCCCCCCCCCAUGAUUUGGCCAGUGAAUUCUAGUUCCUUCCAGUCUGUUCAUAUGAAACAAAUAAAGCUUUUUCCUUAAAAGAAAAAGGGAAAUGUUUACACAGCGCCCUGCCUAAGCGAUGGUGCUCCCGUUGCUUCCUCUAUAAAAAAUUAUUCGUGUCAGAAAAAAAAGUUGUGCUUCAUUAAAGAAGCCCAGAGCAGCAGCCAAAUGAGCAAAUCACGUCUGGGGUGUGUGCCCUGGUGGGAUAUUCUCCCCAGCCCCAGCUGUGGGCAAAUGGCACAGCAACAUGCCAGUCACAUUGAAGGCUGCCCUGGACAAUGCCCUAGUUGUUUGCAGCCUCCUCCUGCUGCAGCUCCACGUAAUAUCUCCCCCUGCCUCCCUGCCUCUAUUGUCUCUUUGUGCAGAAACAGUUUCUAGGCCAGUAGGUUGUUGGCGCUGUGCCUGUGCUCUCUUUCUGGAGCUGUUGUGCAAUCCAUAAUCAUCAGACCUGUUUUGACUGCUUGGCUUGAUAAAUAUUCAGUGUUUACUGACCUAUAUUCCUGCUGCUUGUGCCUGAUGCGCGUAGAUCACAUGCAAAGGGAAAGAAGGGAAGGGGGGGAGCGCCACCGCCAUGGGGGAGCGUGCCACUACGUCCACAUGGCCCUGGCUUUCUCAGGGGAGGGGAGCUGGAGCAUUCCUCUGUAUGUGUCAUGGUGUCCAGGAGGAGUGGCAGCAUCGCUUUUCCUUAUACAACCUCCUUUGCCUGGUGGCCUGAUUCCUCGGUAGUCAGAACGGGACCAGGCGAAUGCUUACCUCGGAUCCAUAGGUUUCGCAGACCGUAUUCCCAACCUGGCACCGUUCAUCUCACACACAAAUACCGUAAGCCCUGCAGCCAGAGCCUGGAUGAGGCUGUGCGAGAGAGAGAGAAAUGGGAUUAGUUUUCCUGUGAGAGGGGAAAGAGAAAGCUCUUCUCAAGGUUUGUGAAAUAACAGGCAGCUGUGCAUGGACAUGUUUGGGGACGGCACUGGAGUAAAUGGAAUACAUCCCCUGUCCAACCAUCUCGUCCUCUGUCGUCCCCUUCUUCUUGUGCCCUCCAUCUUUCCCAACAUCAGGGUCUUUUCCAGGGAGUCUUCUCUUCUCAUGAGGUGGCCAAAGUCUUGGAGCCUCAGCUUCAGGAUCUGUCCUUCCAGUGAGCAGUCAGGGCUGAUUUCCUUAAGAAUGGAUAGGUUUGAUCUUCUUGCAGUCCAUGGGACUCUCAAGAGUCUCCUCCAGCACCAGAAUUCAAAAGCAUCAAUUCUUUGGCGAUCAGCCUUCUUUAUGGUCCACUUCCAUACAUCACUACUGGGGAAACCAUGGCUUUAACUAUACCCUAAUAUACCAGGUUGCAACCAUUUCCUUGCUUUAAGGCCCCCCUCUGUGCUGCAAAUAGUGUGCAUUCAGCUCCCCUUCCUUAGCUUGGCGUGUGCCUUUUAUAUGUGCCAUGCGCCCCUUCUAUGUCCAUAAGUCGUUACAAUGUGCGGUGCUGCCGGAGGCCCAUGUAGCAGAAGACUGGUUUGGGUCGCAUGCUUCAAGUAGGUGGGGAUAUGGUACACAGUGUGCGUUGACCAGCAAGCAGAACUUGUGUAUGUAUGUGCAUGAAAUCCCUUUUUGGGAGGGGAUGUUUGGGGGCUCCCUGAAGGGAGUGACCCCCAUGCAUGUGUGACCCCACCCACUGUGUGCAAGCACUCAUAUUUCUGGAGGGAACUGGAAUGUGGGGUGUGGCCCUUGUCUGCCAGGGGCUGUGGCACUGCUGCCUGAACCUGCUGGAUUAUGUAAAUGGAGCCUGAGGUGUGUGACAGCACUGGGCAGAGAUGUAACACCCUCCUUUUGUGUCCUUCCUCCUUAGGCAUUUCACUCCCUUCUGGGCCUGACGCAGCGGUUGCCACUGAUUCCUUCAUUUCCCACUGCGCCUGCCAGCCGGUAACAUCUCUGCUCCUGCCGUCUGGAUUCAAAGCCCCGCAGGUCUUGCAGUGAAUCGUCUUCCGGAUAGCAAAGAGUGACCAGAAAGUCUUCGAUUGCCUGGGCCUCCAGCCGAAAGAAUUCCUGCUUCUCUGGGUGUCCUGGAAGAUGCUCUCCUUGUGCUGGACAGUUCCCUUUGCACCGGUGGGAACUCGGAGCCCGUUUGACUGUUGCAGCUGGAGGACAGCUCAAGGCUAUAUUGUAAGUAGCGCCUUUGGCAGUACAGUUUGACAACAGCGUUGGGCGUAGGGUUCGGCAAGAAGUGCCCUUUCCAGCUUCAGCAAUUGGAGGGUAAACGUCCAAAGGGCAGGCAGGCAACGAGCACUUGAACGUUUGUGCUGAGGGAUUGCCAGACCUCCGCCGGCGACGCCAUGGAGAGUCUCAACUCGCCCACGCUGUGUUCGGCAGGGAGCUUCCCCGGAUUCCACCAGGACGGCAUGAUGCAGCGAGCCCGGGCGCUGAAGGGCAAGCCGAGUGCCAACUGCCGACGGAAGCGGGAAUUUAUCUCUGACGAGAAGAAGGACGCCAGCUACUGGGAAAAGCGCCGGAAGAACAACGAGGCCGCCAAGCGCUCACGGGAGAAGCGGCGUUUCAACGACUUGGUCCUGGAGAACAGGGUGAUGGCGCUGAACGAGGAGAACGUGCGGCUCAAGACAGAGCUCUUGCAGCUCAAGCUGCGCUUCGGCCUCAUCAGCACGGCGGCCUUCAUGGAGAAGAGCCAGCAGCUGAGCGCCGCCAGCGCCAACGCCAUGGCCCACUUCUAUGAGAGCAGUGAUGGCAGCAUGUACUCUGGCAGCUCUUUGUCCCGGGCGCAUCACUCGGAGGACUCCUCCGAGACGGAGCAGUCGAGUCGGGACAGCGGCAGUGUGUCCGCGGCCAAGUAUUCGUCCCGGGGCUCCCUCUCGGACAUGUCGGACGGCUCGUCUCGGGACAGCCCCAUGCCGCAAACGCUGGGGGAGGCCCAGGCGGUCAGCCGAGCCUACGGCGAGGCUCCCCCGCAGCGCCACCUGGAGCCCAAGACCCCGGUUCCUCGCGGGGUCAUCCUCUUCAGCGCCAAUGGCUUUACCGCAGUGGCAGCCCCCCAGCCUUUGCUUGAGGAGCGGGCAGGAGGACGCGGUGCUGGCGAGGCCCCCAAAAGCCCCUGCAUGGAGCAGGAAGGCCACAGCCAGCGGGAGGAGCUGCCCCCCCACCCAGGGUACUGCACAAAGCCCCCCAGCUACAGCACGCCCAGCGGUUAUUUGGAGGGGGAUCUGCCCCAAGUGGAGCACAUGAGGAAGGCUCAGGAGCCCCAAUCCCCCUUUGAGGGCUACAGCAGCGAGGAGAGCGGGGAAGAGCGCAGCUGGGGCGGCUCGCCUGUUCCCUAUCCGGGGCCGCUGGAUGCCCACCCCGAUGUCCGGACAGCAGCUCUCCCUCACAAGCUUCGCCUCAAGUGCAGGGCCCACAGUAGCGGAGUCCAAGAGCUGUUCCCUGGUCCCAGCACUGUCCCGGCCGGCUGCUGUCAGGAAGCCCCUGUGGCACCGGAUUGGGCUGGCGACCGGCCCGAGGAAAUGUCGGCCUUGGUGCGGCAAGCGCUGCUCCUCAACGAGCAGCCGGCCACAGGGGGCGCCCUGGAGAGACUUUUGUGCCGCGGCUCCGGCGUCCCCUCAGACAACUCGGUGCCCAAGGACCUUGUCAGCCGGUGGGAGGAAGGUUGCCAUGACGAUGGCCCUCGGGCCACUUGAAGGAGGCUCGGGUGUGGGUAAAAGAUGGUGGGCUUUUGUUUUUUAAACUGGGGUUUUGUAUACGAGAGAAAUUCUGCACAGCAGGAUCAGCCUUGGAUUUGGGGAGCGGAAGCGGGCCUUCGUCCACUCAGACCCCAGGGCCACAGGAUCAAGCAGAGGGGCAAUCAUGAGACACAAAGGGAUUGUGUCCCGGCUGGACUUGAAAGGGGUCUCAUGAGAAGGCAGGCUGUGGAGCUACUGAGACCUGGAAGUUGGUGGCCUCCCGGCUUGGAUGGGCCAGGGAUUCAGCACGUGGAGGGAACCUGUCUCUAAGCUCUGCUGGCUGUCCAGGCAGUCCCUGCAAGGAUAUUGUUACUUGAGCUGAUUUGGGGGCAUCGAGAUCCACGGAGAAGUUGGCAUCCAAUCCACCCUUCGCUGGUGCCGAGGCUCCUGGGUAGCUUCAGCCGGCACAGCUGGUGGUUUGCCAGGGACUGCAUCAUCUUCUGAGUCAGGAACUGCUUGGUUGGACAGAAAUAUUUGUGAUUUUAAAUACUAAAAUAAAUGUGCAGAAAAUUUCAAGAAA